Elaeis guineensis (African oil palm) is the source of this 589-nucleotide messenger RNA. The record is from RefSeq and is a predicted model, not a curated record. Lineage: Eukaryota; Viridiplantae; Streptophyta; Magnoliopsida; Arecales; Arecaceae.
CAAACUUGGGCAAGAAGGGGAGGAGAAAGGAAGGCACCUUCUCCUUCUUCCCAAAGAAGCCUUGCAGAGAUCUUCCAAACUCUUCUCUCUUUUCUUUUUCAUGCAACGACGUGUGUAGGACUAAUGGAGGAGGGGUUGACAGAGCCGGACAAGGAAGCAGCCCAACAGCUGGUUCAGUUGAGUGGUGGAGAUCAUGAGGAAGAAGAAAGCAAAAGAGUAGAACACAAUGAUAGCCAGAAGAAGAAGAAGAAGAAGCAAGAGAAGGAAGAGGAGGGAAAGGAGAUGAGAGCUGAGAUCUCAGAAAGAGGAAAGGAGGAAGAGGAGGAGGAGGAGGACGAGCACCCGCCGAGAAAAAAGCAGCGGUUUCGGUCCUUGGCAUCUAUUUACGAGGCGACCAAACCCAUAAGCGAUGGUCAUCAUGGCCGUAGGAAGAAGCGCAGGCAAAGAGGAUAGGAAAAAAGCAUUAGGAGAUUAGAGAGGAGGAGCAGGUGAGGGUAUGAUAAUUUUAGUUAUGGUCUAGCUAAUGUUUAGAUAAUAAGAAUGAUGAAAAUUUAUGAAGGAAAAAAACUUUGUAGUUUCUUGUGUCGAU